Molecule: messenger RNA, 369 nt
Organism: Aspergillus bombycis
Lineage: Eukaryota; Fungi; Ascomycota; Eurotiomycetes; Eurotiales; Aspergillaceae
Product: mitochondrial 37S ribosomal protein bS16m
Exons: 3
Coding region: 1-369 (122 amino acids)
Biological process (GO): mitochondrial translation
Cellular component (GO): ribosome; mitochondrial small ribosomal subunit
Molecular function (GO): structural constituent of ribosome
Source: RefSeq, a predicted model, not a curated record
AUGGUCGUCCGCAUUCGUCUGGCCCGAUUCGGGAACAAGCAUCAGCAUUUUACAACAUUAUUGUUGCGCAGGCACGGCCAAUAUGUCCAACGAAAAGAGGCGGCUUUGAAGCUAAUAUUAUGUGAGCACUACAGGAGCGCUCGUAACUCGAAACCCUUGGAGGUCAUUGGCACCUACAACCCCGUCCCGCAACGCCCUACAAACCUCUCCGACGAGGAAGCCCGCAGCGCAAGGCCAUACAAGGAAGUAUCACUUGACCGGUCCCGAGCCAAGUACUGGAUCGGUGUUGGAGCGCAGCCCAGUGAUGGUGUGUGGCGGUUACUGAGCCUGGCUGGCAUCGGCGAUGGCAGAACAAAGACACAGAACUAA